AUGAAUCUCGGCAUCUUGUUUCAUUCUUCUAAACUGCUACGCCGAGUCGACAAGACAUGUUUUCAAACGACGUCAUGUGUUUAUUCUAGGUAUUAGUAUUUCGUUCUAGAGCUUGACAUAUGAUUAGCUGUUUACAGCUUGACGGAGAAAUGGCAGAAACAGAAGUUGCCGACUGCGGCUUCAAUAGUCGCUUCGGCUCCAUCUUCCGUUAAGCCCUACCUGCAAAUUAUGCGGGCAGAUAAGCCCAUAGGUAGGUAGGAACCGUUUGAAAGCUCAUCUGCAGGUAAUCCAGGUACCUGGCUUUUGUUCUGGCCUUCGGCGUGGGCGAUAGCCAUGGCGACGCCUGCCGGACAACUUCCAUCCUUCUAUUACCUUUCCUUGUUUGGCGCCGGCGCAUUUCUGAUGCGAAGCGCCGGUUGCGUUAUUAACGACCUUUGGGACAAGGAUUUCGAUAAAAAGGUUUUGAUCAAAAACUCUUCACAUCUUUUCAAAAAUAAAUUGCUCUAGAAUUUUUUUUUUCAAUCUGUUUUUCUCAAUAAAUCUUUGAAUUUCUUCUAUUCUCAGAUGCAGUUGUGGAGAUAUCGUUUUUCGAGGGAAAUAGCUUAUUUUUUCAAGGACCUUGAAAGCGUUUAAGGAAAUUAUUUUUUUUAACAAGCCGUAAAAGUCUGAAAUUUUUUAGGUGGAGAGAACGAAAAUGAGACCUUUAGCGUGUGGUUCUUUGACGAACAAACAGGCAGUCGGGCUUCUUUCUGUUCUUCUUUCAUCUUCUUUAGCGAUUCUCCUCCAGUUCAAUUGGUAUAGGUAAGUGGCAAAUAUUCUACGUUGGAAGGUAAUAAUUUUUAUUAAGCGUGGCCGUCGGGGCUUCAUCAAUGUUGCUGGUCGUCGGUUAUCCCCUUGCAAAGCGGUUCACUUAUUGGCCGCAGUUUGUUCUGGGUACGUUCAAUCGAAAAAUAUAAUAACUUUUACCGGAGCUUCUAACUUUCCUUUUCUGAUUUGCUCGCCUUGAACUCUUUUUUUAUUUCAAUCAAAUCAAAAUGUUUUAUUUCUCACACACAAGUACUAAAUUUCACGAAAUAGAUGUAGAGAGAGUUUGGGAACAUAUGUGUCGGAACUUGUGGUGAUGGAGGGAAGAGGACUCGCGGUCGUGUUAACCCCCCACUUGAGUAAAUUGGAAUAACCAUGAAGUUAUUCUUUUUAAAUGUCGAUUAUGUAGCUUUCAUAUUUUUUUGUUGGAUCAAGAGUGUUUAGUUCUGUAAUGUUGUUUUCAAACCAUUUCUCAAGUUUAGAUCUGAACUUAUUUUUUUUCAUACUCAAAUACUAUGUUUCUAUCCAUGUGAUUCCAAUGAUUGUAAACUCUUUGAUUUCUCAAUUUGUUUUGGAAAUAAGCGUUCACAAUAGAUGUUUUUGCAAACGACUGGAGACAGACGAGAAGAUGAAGUAUUCAUCAAAGGACUUUGAGUAGAAAGUGUUAAUUGAUAGGUUCGCUGAUGUAUCUUGCAAUUGUUCAUUGUUUUUUGCCAGAAGAGGCUUCUGCAUCGGUAAAAUUUCUCUCUACAGCUACCUUUUCAAAAAAUACCCUCUCGCCUUAAUUUAUAUUUGUGGAACACUUUUUGUCGCCUUUUGACUACUUCUUCCAAGAGAUUCUGUACGCGGUUUUUCUCUUUUCACAGUGGCAUUCACAUUCUUGUUUUGCUGUGAUGAAUCCAUAGAAACAUGAGCGCAUUUUGCAGGGGCAACUCUGAACUGGGGGAUUCUGAUCGUAUGGGCCGAGCUAGCUUCAAUUUCCAAUUACCCAACUUUUUUUGCUCUGUAUUUGGCGAGCGUCUUGCACACCGCCGUCUACGACACCAUUUACAGCCACCAGGUGUGCCAUUCUGAUUUCUCUCCGGUGUGCUUUUUGUCUCCGUCUUUCAUCGUAACUCUGUGUUAUCUUUUUCUUCCUUUAAUUUCCGCUACUUGAUUAUGGAUUCUUUCUCUUCUUGAAAAAAGUUAUAAUCAAAAUUCAUCUUACAAGUCCCUCUAUCAAAAUGUAAAAAAAACGUCUGUCUCCUGCUUAUUUGCAAAAACGUCUAGUUCGGCUUCGGAAUUCACCUAAAAAUACCAUAAUGUUGUUUGCGAAAAAAGCUCAGCUUUGGCAACAUUUUCAUUUAUUGAUUUCAAAAUCUUUUGGUCACUUGUAUUUAUAGCAUAUUUUGAAAAGGGGCAAGAAAAAAAGAGAUGACACGAUUGCUCUGAGCUAAUAGAGAUAUAUGCGAAAUAAGUUUUCACAAAGCUAUAAGUAUACCAAACUCAUUAGAAAAAUUUCAGCUGAAAAAUACUCAGUUAUGAAUAUUUGCAUUAUUUUUUUCUGAAAAUUUUGUAUUUUUCUUAUUAUGUUUAUCUAUCAGAAUGGCAGAGACUUGAGAUGAAAAAAACCAUAAACACGAUUAAAAAAUCGUGCGAGUUCAAAAAACAAACUAGGUUAGCCUACGUCCUCUACAGAGCAAGAAAUUUUUGAAAUCUCAAUACUUAUAGAAAAACACAAUUUUUCAAGAAACAAGAGAUGAUAAUAUGAACGAACAGUUAGGGAAUGGAAGUGUACGCGUAGACGUGUUGUGCGGCUUCAGGACUGACGUUCAACUGGGGAGCUCUUCUGGGCUGGACGGCGAUCCGCGGUGACUUGACGGCGACUCCUUUGCUUCUCUACGUCGCCGCCUUACAGUGGACUCUUGUCUAUGACACAAUUUAUGCACACCAGGUCUACUGCAUGGAAAUGUCGCUUUUUCUGUUUUUCGGCUUCCGCUUUUCCCAGAACUCCCGAGGAAUGCUUGUGAUUGACAAAAUUUUUUACCUUAUUUUUAACAGUUGCUGGCUUGUAGAAGAGAAGAAGUCCGUUCAAGCUUUGUUUAGGACAAAACGGAUGACGUUCUCAUCGGAGUGAAAUCAACAGCACUUCGAUUCGGAGAAGAUACCAAGAAGUGGCUCACCGGCUUCUCGACCUCCUCCGUCGGACUCCUUGCACUUUCCGGCAUGGCCAGUCACCAGCAAUGGCCGUACUACGCUGCUGUUUUCGGUUAAUUAAAGCGCUAAUUAGUUUCUGAAUGCUGUUAUUCAGGAGUUGCAAGCCAUUUGGGUUGGCAGAUCGUUUCGUUGGAUAUUCACAAUGGAGAGGACUGCUGGCGUAAAUUCAGAGCAAAUCGUUGGAUCGGCUUUCUUCUUUUUUCCGGAAUAAUCGCUUCAACACUGUUGAAAGAGAAAAAUCGCGAUGAUUUCGAUGAAUCAGAUUUAAACCACGAUUAA
Molecule: messenger RNA, 3279 nt
Organism: Caenorhabditis auriculariae
Lineage: Eukaryota; Metazoa; Nematoda; Chromadorea; Rhabditida; Rhabditidae
Source: the annotation of a GenBank genome assembly